This is a messenger RNA of Blepharisma stoltei, 918 nucleotides long. NCBI's taxonomy places the organism in Eukaryota, Ciliophora, Heterotrichea, Heterotrichida, Blepharismidae. The record is from the annotation of a GenBank genome assembly.
AUGUCAUCUAAGUUUGUAAAACUUGCUCUUAUAGGGAGUGCAGCAAUAAUUGGUGUCUCUUCUUUGCUUUAUUACUACCAAAAUGACAUGAUUUAUAUUCCAAAUUACCCUUCAAGAGAAUAUCGAUCUCCAGAUAAUAAUCCAGAUGGAUACAAAACUCCUUCAGAAAGAAACAUUCCUUAUAAAGACAUUCAUCUUAAAACAAGUGACGGAGAAACCCUUCACUGCUGACUCAUGCUGCAAGAAAGCCGUGAUGUUCCAACUAUUUUGUUUUUCCAUGCCAAUGCUGGAAACAUGGGGAUGCGUAUGGACGUCAUUGAGCAGUUUUACAAAGAAAUUGGAGUCAAUGUUUUCAUAAUUUCUUAUAGAGGCUAUGGAAAAUCUACUGGAAAGCCAAGUGAAAAAGGUUUACAAUCGGAUGCAGAAGCGGCUGUUUCUUAUUUAUUCAAUGAGGAUUUGAUAUUAAACAAAAAGAAAAUUUUCAUUUAUGGAAGCAGCCUUGGAGGAGCUGUCGCAAUUUUUACAGCGUGGAAAUUUCAAGGUCUUCCUGUAAGAUUUAUUUAGUUUGGAGGGCUUAUAUUAGAAAACACAUUUACAAGUUUGCCUAAGCUUGUAGAUAAGCUAAUGCCGGCUAUCAGUUGGCUUAAAUGACUUGUUUUGGCUAACUACUGGCCUAGUUUGAAUAGAAUUCAAGAGAUAAAAAUCCCUGUUCUAUUCAUAUCAGGAGUAAGAGACGAGUUAAUACCUCAUGGACAUAUGAUUGAGUUAAAGCAAGCAGCAAGGCAAGCAAAAUUUACUGAUUGGGUACGUUUUAUAUAGAAACUUGUAAAGGACGGAGAACAUAACACAACUUGGUGAAAGGCAGGACAUAAUUAUCCAGUUUGAAUCAGAGAGUUUAUAAAUAGAUCAAUAAAUUAG